Molecule: messenger RNA, 1581 nt
Organism: Lactuca virosa
Lineage: Eukaryota; Viridiplantae; Streptophyta; Magnoliopsida; Asterales; Asteraceae
Source: the annotation of a GenBank genome assembly
CAAAAAAUCAUCACGUUUACUAUGCAUUAUUUUUCUACCUUCUUCAAGAAAAAACCAACCUUUUACACCAUUCAUCGAUCUCUCGCCUCUCAAUACCAUGAACCCCACCACAACGUUCGUUUGAUCACUACAAAUUCCAACAACAAAUCAUCAUCCAUAUCAUCAUAUUCAUCUUCACCGAAAUUGAAUGUUGAAUGGAGGUGCAACUAUGAUCGUUACAAAAGUGUUGAAUCAUUGACAUCUAGUAUUGUUGUAGUUGGAUUGAGCCUCGGGCUUUGUUACUUAACUUCUGGUGUCUCAACCGAAUUCACAAUUUGUGUAUGCGGAUUCAUCGCAUCAAGAUCAGUCUGCAAAAUUUGAUGACAAACCCAUGUAUAUUUUUGGAGAUGCUUAUCGCCGGAAAAGUUUUCUUCAAGUACGAAAAACGAAUAAGAACACAAAGUCCACCGGAAAAGGUGUUCGAGUACUUCGCAUCUCACCAAUCGCCUAAUGGCGAAUCAUUUAUGACGCCGGCGGACUUGAUGAGGGCGGUGGUGCCGGUGUUCACUCCUUCUGAAGCUUCCCGUGUUCGCGAGGGAAGCUUGAAAGGCGAGCAAGCACCUAGUGAGUUACAAUGUUCUCCUUCAAAGUUCUUCAUGCUUUUCGAUACUAAUAACGAUGGACUUAUCUCAUUCGCAGAGUAUAUAUUUUUCGUUACGCUUCUAAGCAUCCCUGAAUCGAGCUUCUCCAUAGCUUUUAAGAUGUUCGAUCUCGAUAACAACGGAGAGAUCGACAAGGAGGAAUUCAAAAAAGUAAUGGCAUUGAUGCGAUCUCAACACCGACAAGGGUCACGCCACCGCGACGGAUUGCGUACCGGACUAAAAGUUUCAACGCCGGUGGAGAACGGCGGCCUUCUCGAGUAUUUCUUCGGGAAAAACGGGAAAUCGUGCCUCGCUCACGGGAAAUUCGUUCAGUUUUUGAAAGAUUUGCACAACGAGAUUUUGUCGCUUGAAUUUGCUCAUUACGACUAUAAAUCAAGAGGGACGAUAUCUGCUAAGGAUUUUGCGUUAUCAAUGGUGGCAUCUGCCGAUAUGAACCACAUCAACAAGUUUCUCGAUCGAGUUGACCAGUUGAACGAAGAGCCAGAUCUCAAGAACAUACGAAUUACAUUUGAAGAUUUCAAGAAGUUUGCAGAAUUGCGAAAACAAUUGAGACCUUUGUCUCUUGCCAUUUUUAGUUAUGGAAAAGUGAACGGGCUUCUUACAAAGAAGGAUUUCCAAAGAGCAACCGAACAGGUUUGUGGGAUUACUUUGAGCAAUAAUGUGAUUGAUAUGAUAUAUUACAUAUUUGAUUUGAAUCGAGAUGGGAACUUAAGCUCAGAUGAGUUUUUGCGAGUCCUGCAAAGGCGAGAGGACAACUUGCAACCGAAGGAGGCAGGGUUUAUAGGUUUAAUAUCAUGUUGGUUGCAAUGUAGCUCGAAUUGUUCUACAACAAAUUUAUUCUCUAGUUUUCUUUCAAAUUAAAAAUGUAGAGGGAAUCACAAAUUCACAAUUUAAGUGUAUGUACAUAAAUUGUGAUGUGUAGAUAAGUUUUGUAAGCAUG